Molecule: messenger RNA, 1983 nt
Organism: Amphibalanus amphitrite
Lineage: Eukaryota; Metazoa; Arthropoda; Thecostraca; Balanomorpha; Balanidae
Product: mucin-5AC-like
Exons: 5
Coding region: 71-1570 (499 amino acids)
Source: RefSeq, a predicted model, not a curated record
GGACAGAGCUGUCCGUGGUCGGCAGGGUCAUUGUGUAGCUGGUGGUGGCGAGGAGAGGUGCGGGGUCAACAUGAAGAGCGCGUCCCUGUAUGAUGUCCAGAAGAGGGCCGAGACGGGUGGUGCCGAGCCUCACCAGUCGCCCUCGGCGCGACUCAGCAAGCCGUGUCUCUGCACGCUGAUAGUGCUCAGCCUGCUGAUCGUCCUCUCGCUGGCCGUGACGCUGACCCUGCUGCUGACGGGCCAUGACUGGCUGAAACUCAGCUACCUGGGUAGCAGCAAGAUGUCAAGGACGGUCACGAAAACAGCGCCAGAUUCAGCGAAAACCGGUCAAACUUCUCUCGAUAAGGCGUCCGGAAACUUGGAUACAAACGACACCAAAGCCACAACAACAGCGUCACCUCCCAGAUCCACAGUUCCUUCUCCAGAGCCGAGGUCUCCAACCACAAAGUUCUGGUUCAACGAAGUUAUCUUUUACAAACCGCGGCAUCAUAAGGCUGAUUUGCUUAACGCCAAUAUCAGCGAUGCAAGUGAUUUUCCGACUGGCAAAAUGAGCCCAAAGCCUUGGGGAGGAAACACGAGCACCGUGAUUGUUACACGAACUACCUCGUUCGCUAACAGCACAACAAACCACACGGAAACAAAGAACAGUACCGUGCCCGCGAACAGUUUUCUCCCAGACUUGUGGCAAGACUUCGCCAAAACGCUCUCGGACGCUGCUGGAAGGCACAUCCCUCUGCUUUCGAUGUUCAUGCCGACGCAGAAAGAUAAUCAAACAAGAACCAGCAUGGACUCUGGCCGGGCUGUCCCGACCUCUCCAGUCUCUCAUUUCAAGGAUGGAACGCCGAGGAGAUCUGGUAAAGGUGUCCCGAGCACGGCUGACAUCCCUUCGAGUACGGCAGCUCCUUCCACAAGCACGGCCGCUCCUUCGACAAGCACGGCGACUCCAGUCUCCAGUACGGUCGCUCCCGAAGAUCCUCCGACCACAUCAGAUCCGCAGCAGGACACACCACGACAUGGCCUCCGCGUCAGAAGGGUUCCUACAUGGAUAUUCUCCACGGGACACGCUGGGGCGUUCACCCGCAGUGGUCCCCGCUUGGGUGCAGGUGGAUCUGGAACGUAUACACGCACCUACAACCGGGCACGGAGCGGUGUGGCACACAGCUGGUCGGUCCAGGACCAGACUCGAGACGGGGUGAGGACCCACACCUCGUCAGACUCGACAGUUCGUCUCCCAGAGCAGCGCUCCUCUGGGGGUAUCCGCCUCGUCUACGACGGAGCCACGGGGACGUGGAGACGCGUCAAGCUGCCCGCCGGUGGCGCCACCUGGACCCGACCGGCCUGGCGGCCGAUGGCCGUGCCAACGCUUCGACCGUGGAGGUUCCGAAGUCCCGCUGCCGCCGGGUCGUGGGGCGUGUUCGGAAACCCUCAGAGCUCGACUUCCGAUGACGAUGAUGACGAUGAUGAUGACGCGUUUGCGGCGGCUCGCCGGAGAAUUGCAGCGGCUCGGAGGAGGAUUCACCAGUAUCAUCAGAAUGCGGGCGACUUUGGGGGGUAUACAACUUGGGGUUGAAUGUACCGCUUCAUGAACAGUGCAGAUAAACGCUGCGUUGUGGAGUGUUGAAUUGAAGUGACGCCAGACUUACCUGUUUAUAAGACGGAAUUGGUGCCAGUAGGAAAUAUCGUUCAAUACCUACCUGUGUAGCUCGGUUCCCGUCUUACCUAGCUCGCAUUCCGUAUGAGGCUGGCUGUCUAACGUUAUAACUAACGUGGUGUGGCAACUACUUUUAUGUAAUGUUAUUCUAGUUGUUACACAGCACAUGUAUUUUUUAUUUGCAAUACCAUGGUAGGCGUGUGCCACGUAGAGUACAGUUUUAUCGGUAUAAGCGACGGCCGUCUUACAUUUAGGCAUUUAUGCCGCAACUAUAUAAUAUCUAUAUCAUAAGCCACUUUUAGAGUGUAAUAAAGUUGUUUGCUUACCGAAUA